UUGGCUAAACAUUUUAUUAUCGUUCUAGCUGCUUGCGUGGUGCUUGUGGUUUAUUAGAGCCCACGAACAAUGGGCAAUCUUUUAAUUUAUUCACUUAUUUAUAUAAUAAUUUUGUGUCCCAUCAGUAUUAAUUCAGAUGCCGUUUCAGAUAGCAAAACAAUUGCAAAAGUUGAGAAAAAGUUGAGCGACUACGUUCUAACAAUAUUAGAGCAUUUCAAGCAGAAAGAUCCUGUAGGACUACCGGGAGCUCCGAUACCCGAUCCCAUGGACAUACCUCCCAUGACCCAUUCAUUUUCUGUAGGACGAAUGAAUAUGAAAAAUGUAAAACUAUACGGAUUGAAGAAAUUUCGAAUCGAUCACAUGCUAGUCGAUUUAGCGGCUAUGCAAGUGGAAGUUAGGAUAAACAUUAAAAAACUUCACGUUUUUGGAAAUUACACUUUAAGCACUUGGCUAUCGUCAUCAAAUGGACCUUUUACAGUAAAUCUUACUAACGUUUUUGUAAAGGGCAUUGCCCGUUUGGAAGUUGAGAGAGGAGGGCAUUUGGAAGCCCAAGAAAUGAACAUGGACAUAAACUUCAAAGACAUCUCGAUGAAUUUUGAAAGAUUAGGAUUCUUGGCAAGUGUGUUUCAAGGAGUUAUGAAUUCCGUUGGUACCUUCGUGUUCGAUUCAAUAAAACCGUUCCUGUUAACUGAAGUAAAUACGAAUGUCAGAAAAGACGUAAACAAGGAAGUGCAAAAAAUCCCACAAAAAUUCCCCAAUUCUAUUUCUCCUCUGGAUCAACUAAUGGCUGAAGCAAGGAGAAAAGUCAGAGACAUGGGAUACGACCCAUACAAAGUGGACGAUUAUAAUCAAACAGUCGGAUUGUGCACCAUCUUCAUGACCCAUACGUGGAUAACAGGAUUAUCUUCUUUCCACAGAGUCGGAAAUAUCACAGUCGAAUUACAAAACAGCACGUUCUACAUUAACAUGGAAGUCGGGACGCAAAGAUUAGAAGGGACAAGUCAUUGGGAGGUCUCCUUAAUCGGUAUGCUAUCUAGGGCUGGUAAAAUUAAAUUCACAGUGGAGUACAUAACGGUACUUGUUGUCGUUGAGCAAAAUGUAGACGUAAGAAAAGGUCCAAUAUUGGACGACAUACAGAUAGAACUGGGAAACAUUCAAGUUAGGUUCGAUGGAGCCGGAACGGUGGAUUAUUUGAUAGAAUUCGGAGUGAAUAUUCUCCCUAAUCUUCUAAGAUACCAGAUAAUGGACGCAUUAGAAUCUCCGAUUAAGUCCAGAAUCCAGGAAACGCUAGACAGGGUAAAUAUGGAACAAGUCAUACACCAAAAUCUGCCAAAGCUUGACGAACAGCAGGCCAAAGGAUUUCAAGGGUUCUUAUAAAGGUUUUUAUUAAAAUAAAUAUUUAUUUAAUUGCCGCCACAUCAAUAUGUAUAUGUACAAUAUGUUAAAUUUAAGGGAAUUAUAAAUAAGACAAAGUUUCGCUAAUAAAUUUAUAUUGUCAACUCGAAAUAGACUCGUGAUUAGGUUUGACAACAUUUUGUAUUUGUUUCUUGUUACCAAUUAGUGCCUGGGGUUGGUUCUUCGACUACUUUAAUACAACCAAUCGUUUCUCAUUGUAUCUACGCAGUUUUAAAGUCAAAGUUCUAUAUUUAUACUUAUAAACGUCAAGAUUCUUACUCCCUAAUGAACCGCAAAGAUGAUAGACUCUAAAGAAACUACAAAAAAGGCAAUGUUAUUAUAAUAAAUGGGCAACACUUUACACAUCACUAGAGCAGUAUAUAACAAUAAAUAUUCAACACCUCAUUACAUUCUCUUUUAGAAAAGUUUAACAACAUUUUAGGUAUGUUAAUUUAAUAUAACAAGUUCAUUUGCACAACCAUUACCAUGUUUUUAUGUUUUUUUUUUUAAUAACUCUAGAUAUGCACAAUAUCUAAUUUGGUAAUUUUACUUUCCAAAAACUCUAAAAAUUGAUUUAACAUUUUGCACUUUACUUACCAUAUAAUUAUUAAUGUUUUAUUUGUAAAAUUAGGAUCUAAACAAACCAAAAAUGCGCACAUUUUAAUGUCAAUUGGUCCUACCGUACUGCUGCACUUUUCCAAAUAAGAACAAACAAUUUUCGUACCUACUAUAAUAACUAAUAAAAAUCUAUCAAAGUAUUUUAACUGUCACAAAAAAGUAGAAAAUAAUUUUGGAGUACAAUUAACAGAUAUAAAAUUUAUUGACUUCUUUUCUGUAAUGUGUACGUAAACACCUUUUUCUGCGUUUUUGAAAUCUGAAUACUUUCGACAGAUUGUUUCUAUACGUUUUUUAUUUAUGGUAUAACUGUACUCGAUGAGGCACCUUUAUCAAUAACGAAACCCUACGCUACAGUAAACCCGAAUAUUAUAUAAAUUAAUUAUUAAUUCUUGUAACAAUAAAUGUAACACGCGUGUUACAUAAUAAGGAACGUUGUUUUCGUUAAAACUACCAUCCUAAAGGAAAACAAAAAAGCAUGAAAACAUUGAAUUUCUACUUUUUUUAAUUGUCUAAUUUAUUAUGAUUAGGGAACAGAAGUCGUUUGUACAUAUGGGGUCCAUACUUAGGCCAACAAAAACCUCAUUUUCGCCAAAUAUACUUUGGCAUGUGUUUGUACCUUGCUUUCCGCAAAUAGUAGCUUAACGUCCCAAGUACGCCCCUGAUAAUGGCGUUAUAAAUGUAUAAACAACAUUGGCGCCCUAAUCAUGACAUGUUUUAGAAGUUUGUACCAUUAUCCACUAUAUGUUUAAUUUAUGAGCAAACUGUUUUAAGAAUAUAGGUAUGUAAUGAAUAAAGUAUAAAAAAUAUCGUUCGUAGAUAAACUUAAGAAAGGAGUCUUGAAAAAAUUAAUAAAUUAAUUAAAAAUUG
Molecule: messenger RNA, 2880 nt
Organism: Agrilus planipennis (emerald ash borer)
Lineage: Eukaryota; Metazoa; Arthropoda; Insecta; Coleoptera; Buprestidae
Exons: 4
Coding region: 70-1377 (435 amino acids)
Source: RefSeq, a predicted model, not a curated record